AUGCCACCACUGCCUGGCUUCUCCGACAAUCCGUUCCGGUCGCGCUCAGAUCUGGUUCGUGCUGCGACAUCGAUUGUUUCUGCGCUUGAACCAUACAAAAGCAAGGGGAAGGCGAGGAUAAAGCUCCCGAUUGCAACAGCAGCAGGAUUCGACGAUGUCGCAGCACAGCUGGAAGGGUUCGCUCGUCCAUUAUGGGUAGUUCCUCUGAUGUUGAACGAAUCUAUCGGGAAUAAUGCGCAUCUCAACACAUGGAUUGAAGGGUUAGAAACCGGGACAGACCCUGACUCGCCGGAGUACUGGGGUGAUUUGACCGACUUUGAUCAGAGAAUGGUAGAAAUGGAAUCGAUAGCAUUUGCACUCCUUUGUAAUGGGGACACAUUUCUCGGGCCCUUAAGUGCGCAAGCAAAGACAAACCUCGCAACCUGGCUCGGACAAAUUAAUCAACACAGAAUGCCACAAAAUAAUUGGCUCUGGUUCCGCAUAUUCGUCAAUCUUGCGCUCGUGAAAGCUCUCGGCAUUGAGCGCGAUGAGGUACAGGAGCAGAUGGACGCGGAUUUCGAAACUCUCGAGUCAUUUCAGAUUGGUGAGGGCUGGUCAAGCGACGGGCUGUGGGGUGACGAGAGGAAGCAAGCAGACUACUACUCGGGCAGUUUCGCGAUUCAUUUUGCGCAGUUGCUGUAUGUGCGGUUUGUUGGCGAUGAAGACAAGACAAGAGUCGAUGAGUACCGCCGGCAUGCGAAGGAAUUUGGCAAAGUUUUCUGGAGAUACUUUGAUCUUAACGGCGCUGCUAUUCCUUUCGGUCGCAGCAUGACCUAUCGCUUCGCGUUUGCCGCCUUUUGGUCUGCCAUGGCAUGCGCGGACGUCCAGCUUCCUGCGCCCUUCGAUAAUAUCGGCAUAGUCAAGGGAAUGCUUUUCCGCCAUUUGCGGUGGUGGGCGAAACGGCCAGAAAUUUUCAAUGUAGACGGCACAAUGAAUAUCGGAUUCACAUACCCGAACAUGUACAUGAGCGAGGCAUACAAUUCCCCUCAAUCGGUCUACUGGUGUUUGAAAAGCUUUAUUGUUCUCAUGCUACCAGAAGAUCAUGGCUUCUGGGCAGCUCCUGAGCUCCCUCACCCUCUCGCUCAUUCAUCCGUCCCAUCUACUCUUCAGCCGUUGGCUCCGAUCAAAAUUUCCUGGCCGCCACGGCACAUCCUCUGCAACACACCAGAGCACCAUUUCCUCCUCUCAUCGGGGCAAAUGUCACGCAGAGCACAUAAAGCACGAGAGGCCAAGUAUGGAAAAUUCGCAUACUCGUCAGCUUUCGGAUUCAGCGUGCCCGCAGGGCCUUUGCUCGAACAGCUUGCGCCCGAUAGUACAUUAUGCGCAAGCCAUGACGAUGGAGAGAGUUGGAAUAUGAGAGCGGAGCCGCUUGGAGAAAGGUUAAUGGAUGUUAAGAUCGCACACGACACCAAGGACGAUCAAAAAAUUCAAGCCCUGGCCAGUGACUGGCGGCCGUGGAAGUACCUUGAUCUCACCAUCACCACGGUGUUGAUUCCGCCGGCUCAGGCCUUCCCGGGAUGGCAUAUCCGAGUCCACAGGGUCACAUAUCAAGAUGUUCCAUGGGUCAGCGAUAUUCAAAUCAUUGAUAGUGGUUUUGCCCUAGACGCUGAAACUCCAUCAGGCGGGUUCAUCACUCCAGAAGUACAGUCGGCCUCGGCUACAGACGCAGGCAGCUGCCUGUUGAGCUCGUCUGCCGGAACAAGUGCUAUCGCCGACAUGAAAGCUGAAGCACAAUUUCCGACAGAAUUGACCGAGGAGGAAAUUCAAAGCGAGAGCUUUGCGUUAAGGGCAGAUCCAAACACGAAUCUUAUGUCGUCAAGGACAUUGAUUCCGUCUAUAAAGCACCGUUUGAGCUUUCCUGGCCGAGCUAACGGCCUCGGGUUAAACGGAAGACAGGAGGCAUUGCUGGUAUCCGGUAUCUUUGCCGUGGCCGCGUCUGCGGGCACGAGCCAGGACACGAUUCGGAAGAUGUGGUCGAGACGGCCACGGCUGCAUAUAGAUGGCAGGGGCGAUAUGCAGAUUAGCGUGCUGUGA
Aspergillus steynii IBT 23096 is the source of this 2073-nucleotide messenger RNA. RefSeq names its product glycoside hydrolase family 154 protein. The transcript is spliced from 2 exons. Bases 1 to 2073 code for a protein of 690 amino acids. The record is from RefSeq and is a predicted model, not a curated record. NCBI's taxonomy places the organism in Eukaryota, Fungi, Ascomycota, Eurotiomycetes, Eurotiales, Aspergillaceae.